CUUCUUUAGGGGGAUGGGCCCAGGCCCAGUGGAAAGCGCUGGGGAGGGCGUCCUCGGACUCCAGCUGGGCCACUUGGACGGCAAGGAGCCAGUCUACUCUCUCCCGACCCUGGCUCCUGUCCCCUUUCGCUGCCACGCGGGGUUGGGACUGGGGGAUGGGACUGGCAGGGGCGGCUGUAGGACGUCCCCGUCCAUGCGAAGUUUACCCCCGUUGAGCUCUGGGCUUUGAGAACAGCCGUCAGUGGCUAGGCUGAAGGUUGGGUUUAUGCAUUCAUCUCUCAGAAAUCUCAUCCAUUUUCUUUCUUCAUUCGCUCCUCCCUCACGUCUACUCUAUGCCAGGCCCAUUGGACACCAUGAAGCAGCUGCCAGUCUUGGAGCCUGGAGACAAGCCCAGGAAAGCAACAUGGUACACCUUGACCCCCCCUGGAGACAGCCCCUGUGCUCGGGUUGGCCACAGCUGCUCGUAUUUACCCCCAAUUGGUGACACCAAGAGAGGGAAGGUCUUCAUUGUCGGGGGAGCAGAUCCAAACAGGAGCUUCUCCGAUGUGCAUACCAUGGAUCUGGGAACACACCGGUGGGAUUUGGCCACCUCAGAGGGCCUCUUGCCUCGGUAUGAGCAUGCCAGCUUCGUUCCCUCCUGCACACCUCACAGCAUCUGGGUGUUUGGAGGUGCCGACCAGUCAGGAAACCGCAAUUGCCUGCAAGUUCUGAAUCCUGAAACCAGGACCUGGGCCACGCCAGAGGUGACCAGCCCCCCACCGUCCCCGAGAACAUUCCACACAUCAGCAGCAGCCAUUGGAAACCAGCUGUAUGUCUUUGGAGGUGGAGAGAGAGGUGCCCAGCCCGUACAGGAUGUGAAGCUGCAUGUGUUUGACGCAAACACUCUGACCUGGUCACAGCCAGAGACACUUGGAAAACCUCCAUCCCCCAGGCAUGGUCAUGUGAUGGUGGCAGUAGGGACAAAGCUCUUCAUCCAUGGAGGCUUGGCAGGGGACAAAUUUUAUGAUGAUCUCCAUUGCAUUGAUAUAAGUGACAUGAAGUGGCAGAAGCUAAGUCCCACUGGGACAGCUCCCACAGGCUGUGCUGCCCACUCAGCUGUGGCUGUGGGGAAACACUUGUAUGUCUUCGGAGGGAUGACUCCCACAGGAGCACUGGACACCAUGUACCAAUACCACACAGAAAAGCAGCAUUGGACCUUGCUUAAAUUUGAUACUUUUCUACCCGCCGGACGAUUGGACCAUUCCAUGUGUAUCAUUCCAUGGCCAGGGACUUCUGAGAAAGAAGAUUCAAAUUCUGUCACUCUCAACUGUGAUGCUGAGAAAGGGGACUCCACUGACAAGACAGUGACCCAAGGCGGUGACUCACACGAGGAGAGUCAGACUGACACACUGCUCUGCUUCGUGUUUGGUGGGAUGAAUACAGAAGGGGAAAUCUAUGAUGACUGCGUUGUGACUGUAGUUGACUAAUAAACCCCACAUUUGUGAUUUUUAAAUGUCAAAUGAAACCUUAGCUGUUUUAUACCUCCAAAUUAUUUUCUGUACUAUGUAUCCCUCUUGCUCUUAUCUACUUUUGGUAGGUGAAGAAAUGAACUGGAUAGCCCACUGCAAAAUCCUCUAUUAUAUAAAGGGUCUUACCAGCAAUACAACCUAGGUAAGUGUGAUUGGUUGUUACAAAAACAAAUCACAAAAAUGUUGCGGAAUCAUAAUUGCUAGAU
Messenger RNA from Diceros bicornis minor, 1714 nucleotides. It is a transcript of the gene RABEPK, whose product is annotated as Rab9 effector protein with kelch motifs. The coding region runs from base 333 to 1466 and encodes 377 amino acids. Gene Ontology annotation, molecular function: protein binding. The transcript has 8 exons. NCBI's taxonomy places the organism in Eukaryota, Metazoa, Chordata, Mammalia, Perissodactyla, Rhinocerotidae. The record is from RefSeq and is a predicted model, not a curated record.